AUGAUACAACCCAAACGGAGACUCCAACCUCCCGGUUUUCAGACCACAACAGAGCUGGAGACGGAGGAAGACCGCAUCCGUAAGCUUAAAGGCAAAGCGAUCGAAUCAGAUGCUUCAAGGGCAGAAGAGAAACGACUCAAAGAUUUAGCUCUGGGACGAAAGUUGGGAAGUUUAUCUAUCCACGAGCAGGACACGAGUGCAAAUCGAAACCCCAGUGGGGCAGCUAACAGUGCUCGUGAUCCCUCCCCACGACAGAUAGCUUCUGUCACACAUCAUGUAAAGGAAAUUUGCCACCAGGAGAAUAACAUGGAGACAGAAGAUGGUGAAUACACGGAAGCAGAGAUGGAUGCGAUGUUGAAUGAGAUAAGAGAUCCAGAGAUGGAUGACACAAUGUUUGACAAUGAUGAUCUUCUGGACGAGGAGAUUGAGCCAGGAGAAGAACAGAUAGAGGCUAUCUCUCAAUUAUUUUCAGGUGUAAACACAACUAGGGCCAGAGAAGUGGAAGCAAUUCAGCCCAAAACGCAGAAGCCUCCAAUCUCAACAAAGGCUCGGAGCGCUACGAAACCUACUACAAAGGGCUCACUCGCAUCCAAAAAGCUUCUCUGGAUCAAACCUUCCCCGAAGAAGAAACAAGCGACAGGAAAAUAUGGUAGUAAGUUGGCCACUUCGCACAUCGUCCCUCGAACUGAGGUGUAUCCGUCUUCCACAAGGAAGAAAACUACUACUCUCUCCGCUUUUGGUUAUGACAAAUUGUUAACCGUGGAGCCAGAGGGGCGAAGCGGUGGACUAGCGCUUUACUAUUUUGACUCUUUCUCUGUUACAAUUUUAUUCUCCUCGGAUAGGAUGAUUGAUAUUACUGCAGUGAUCGAAGGAGAGAUAGUCUUUAUGACAUUUGUAUAUGGAGAUCCGGUUACAGAGAGACGUGGUAGCGUGUGGGACAAGCUCUUGGAGAUUAGCAGUCAAAGACAAGGUCCUUGGUUCAUGAUUGGCGACUUUAACGACAUCACUGGAAACCACAAAAAACGGGGCGGAAGAAGGAGAUCAGAAACAUCUUUCUUAGGGUUUCGUCGUAUGCUGGAUGAUUGUGGUAUGAUAGACUUCUCCUUCACAGGUAAUCCUUUGUCGUGGGUGGGUUAUCGUUCAUCCGGAAAAGUCUAG
Microthlaspi erraticum is the source of this 1158-nucleotide messenger RNA. The record is from the annotation of a GenBank genome assembly. NCBI's taxonomy places the organism in Eukaryota, Viridiplantae, Streptophyta, Magnoliopsida, Brassicales, Brassicaceae.